AUGACUGAACCAGAGGUACCUGAUCCUCCUCGGGUGGAUGCACGGUACGCUCCAAUUGAUUAUCCUAAAAUUGGCCUGCCAAAUGGACCUGUCAAUAUUGAAGGCCGUGAUUAUCUCACGAAAUAUUUGGGUACCGUCAUCCUAACCCUUCUUCACGCGAAGAUUGAAGCAGCGGAUUUUGAACGAUCCGAAUGCUGGGAUGAUAUGACUGAUUGCCAGAAGCCAUUCGGUGUUGAGGACUUUAUGUCAAUGUUGCGAUACACAUCUUCCAUGGCCAUCAGCGUGUUUAGAGACUUUGGGCUGCAGCCAGUGCCUUACCAAAACGCCGAAGCCUUUCUCCAACCGGCUAAUGUGUUGGCUUCUGAAGCCUACACGGGCAACACUAUGCGCGGUAUGGCAACAAUGAUGAUGGACUUGGCAAAUCAGUUAAACCGUGUUGCCUUAGCUCUAACCAAAAAGAUUUGGGCAAGUAAGGGUGGAGUUCCUGCUGAGGUGGAGGACAUGCUUGCUGUCCCUGCUGACAAGAUCCCGGCCAUUGAUCUUCGCUGCCUUCGUCUAUGGUGCGUAUUGAACACCAAGAAGAAGCGUCAAGAGUUUGAGAACCCCAAAAACACAGAUGACGAUAUGAUAAAACUCAUUGAGGGGCUAAAGCAUGUCGUUGAUCCGUCUUGGGAGGUACCCGGAGUUGGUUUCAAGCCAACACAGGCAAGAAAACUUCGAAAAGUCACCGAGGGCAAGGAUAAUUCGCUCGAUUUUAUCGUCCCAAUGAUCAUCCAUAUCUGUAUAGGGAUGGGUAAGGUAAAGGGCAAACCAUUCCACGUUAUCCACGACUCGACCUCCAUUGGCAGUACCCGAGACCGCAUAAGUGGUAUGCCUCACUACUGCAGUAUGCGAUUGAACGCACGCAACCGGAUCGUCGGCGACGUCGAUAUUUCUAAGUGGAGAAAAGCUUUUGAAGAGCUUCGUGAAUUUGACGAGGUUGAAAAAGGAAUCGAGGUCAGCGACGAAAGACUCAGAGACCUCAUGACGGAUGGCAAGUACACACCCCUGAAGAUCACUUGCAAAGAAGAUGCAGUCCAAAUGAUGGGCCGAGCCUAUCUGGCUAAUCAGGCGAUCGGUGUGCCCGAUCUGAGAGAGCCGCUUCCUCCUGCAAAGCUGCAAGCUCUCGACAUUUGGGAGUCGAAGCCUAUCAGAGACUGUUCUAAACACAUUGGCCGGCCCUUCUCUACCGCAAUUAACACUCAACCAGCUGGUUGCUGUUGGAUGUGCAAAGUGGUCAUCAGGUACAAAGAGCCAACGGGUACUACGGUGCUGCAUGACGGCCUCAACCGUAGCGCCUCCAAGAAAGACUUCUUCAGAGACCGCAACGAAACCCCCCAUUCAUGUGCAGAAGUUAUUUGCUCUAGGUAUUGCAUUAUCUUAGAAGAUGACAAGAAACGAAGGGACACGGCAGAAAAGAUGAAGAGGGAGGAGGAGCAGAGGAGGAGGAUGGCCUAUCAACAGAGCAGGGCCCGGUACAGUCAUGUUGCUCGCAGAUGA
This is a messenger RNA of Fusarium musae, 1539 nucleotides long. RefSeq lists its product as uncharacterized. The transcript has 2 exons. Bases 1 to 1539 code for a protein of 512 amino acids. The record is from RefSeq and is a predicted model, not a curated record. Lineage: Eukaryota; Fungi; Ascomycota; Sordariomycetes; Hypocreales; Nectriaceae.